AUGGCUUCGGAUGAGUUGCUUCAGCGCCUGGAAGGCAUCGAGAUGUUGCUUGGAGAGCACGCCGAGGCGCUGAGGAUACUGCAGCAGGAGAAGCAGUCGCAGCAUCGUGGAGAUUUAUCAGCAUCUAUGACGCCACACCUGUUGCCCGACUUUUAUCGACAAGCUGAAACUACCGAAAACGAUGAGAGUCCGCACUCUCUUCCACGAGAAGCAUCAAUGCCGCAUUCUACCUGGGCACUCACCACGCACGAAGGAGGCGACUCGUCGAGACGUGGAGUGAAUGGUGAUGGCGGCGACGAUGUGCCUCCAAUUACCAUACCGCUAGGACAUCAGACGAGCACGAGCAAUCUAUUGACGCUCCCUCAGAUGCGUCCCUUGGUGGGUGAUUAUCCCGAGGACUUCAUCUUCCGGGUCGAGGAGAGCCGAUCACCAUCUGCGGCCAUGGAUUUUAUGACUGCGCCAGGGCUACAAGGCGAAGAGAAAGAUAUUGACAGAACAGUUACGGACGAUUAUCUUAGUAGCUUUCUUGCCUUGGUACACGCUUGCCACCCCAUCUUUGAUCGCGACGAUCUUCUCGCAAACUACGAAGCCGCCAUGAGAGAGGGUUUGGGCUCUGACGUCCGGUCGGGCGUGAUCCUCGCGGUUUUGGCCCUUGGCGCAACGGCUUCGGAUGCGAUUGAUAACGGGGACAAUGGGAAUACUGGUGAUGCUUGCAUGCAAAGAGCACUCCGAAUCCUCGUGCCGGCGUGGACCCUCUCGUUUAGUGGCAAUAUUCAGUUGACACAAGGGCUGAUUUUGUGUGCGCUGUACUUUACAUAUGUGGUGCAGCCGUUGACGGCGUGGAGGUUGAUCUAUAUGGCGUCGACAAGCAUUCAACAGCUCUUGAUUCGGUGCAAGGAUAUCUUGUCGGGCCAGGCUGAGAUUCAGGAAUUGACCCGGCUUAGCUGGAUAUCUUUUAUCAUUGAAAGUGAUCUGAUUGCAGAGUUUCACCAGCCAAGGAGCGGCAUUGAUGUCCUUGUUGAUCGUAUGCCCUUCCCCAACUACGGCACCAACCCGAAGCUUGAGCACCUUUGCGUUCUGGCCGAGAUAUCAGCUCGGUCUCUUCUCAACCGGAUGCAUCACGCCAUUUACUUUACAGACAGCCUUACGAUAUACGCGGGCCGCGCUCUCGACUCGCUCGCCUCUUCCCAGCAAUCUUCGCUGCAACCGGACGCAUCUCUACUGCGAGUUUGCAGCGAGCUUAAUUCUCAGCUCGAUAGAUGGUACGAAGGCCUACCGGUCGAUAUUAAACCUGACCUGUAUGAUCGCGCGCCAGGAAAUAGACAGGCGUGCAUAUUGCGUCUGCGAUACUGGUCUGCGAAGCAAUGUAUCUUCAGGCCGUUUGUGAUCCACGCCACGUCGUCGCAGUAUGAAAAGGAAGGCGUAGAAGUGCCCUUGGCAGUGGUAGCUCAGUGCAAGGUGUGCCUGGCAGCGUGCCGAGCUUUCCUCCACGGGGCGAUAUAUCUGCUUUCGGAGAGGACGCCCUACGCAUAUAGCUCACUGCAGUUCACUCUCAACUGUUUCUUGGUGCUUGCCCUGGCUGCAAACUCGCCACAUCUCGGUCAUCUUGCAGAAGAUAUUGAUUCGAACCACCAGAUAGUUGUCGAAGCUCUUGAACCUUGGGCGCGACCGGGAUCGAGCAUCGAACAUGCCCUAGAGAUUGCCAAUUCAGUUGCGAGGAAACUUCGUCUUCGCGAUGACCGGCGGAGGUUUUAA
This is a messenger RNA of Trichoderma breve, 1755 nucleotides long. RefSeq names its product fungal specific transcription factor domain-containing protein. Lineage: Eukaryota; Fungi; Ascomycota; Sordariomycetes; Hypocreales; Hypocreaceae. Bases 1 to 1755 code for a protein of 584 amino acids. The transcript has 4 exons. Gene Ontology annotation, molecular function: zinc ion binding; DNA binding. The record is from RefSeq and is a predicted model, not a curated record. Gene Ontology annotation, biological process: DNA-templated transcription.